Dibothriocephalus latus is the source of this 657-nucleotide messenger RNA. NCBI's taxonomy places the organism in Eukaryota, Metazoa, Platyhelminthes, Cestoda, Diphyllobothriidea, Diphyllobothriidae. The record is from the annotation of a GenBank genome assembly.
AUGCACAGCCUGAAGUUGCCUAACAAGGGCAACAGUGAAGACCUUCGAGGCAACGUCGAUGAAAAUUACGUGACGUUAACGGGCAAGGAUGCCUCAGCCCCAGUCGUCAGGGACGAGCUCAUCUUCCCAAGUUUGCACAGUCAACUUUUAGUGCAGGGCGCUAGUGUCGCCACAAAACUGGUUGAUUACGGCAAGAGUGUGGUGUGUCAUCGCUACAGCGACCCUGGUGCUCCGAACGGAAGCCGAGAACUUACACGUCUUCGGGGACUGUUGCCGAACCUGCUGCCACGUGAAGGCUGUCUGGAUAGUCUACCCCUAACCUACAUCCGGCAUCUUUAUUGGAAAGCAAAUGGCAAACAGCCAGCGCUAUAUGAGUGUGUCAGUGAAGCGAAUUGUCCUUUUGCGACGGACUCUUACCUCCAACUUUGUUGCCAUCUUAAUUUUGGACACUCAGUUCUGGUGCGCUUGGACGAGUCAGAGGAUAUCUCCACCAAGAAACUACAGGGAGACGUGUUGGCGAGCCCUUUGGAGGCCGCCAAAUGCUUCUAUCCAGUCCUGACUACUUCUCUAGAACCCACUAUCUGGAAAUUUGCGUGCACGCUCUGCCCUCUGCAAUUCACUUACUUAAAUCAUCUCAACGAUCAUCUAUUCAAGUGA